Messenger RNA from Cryptomeria japonica (Japanese cedar), 666 nucleotides. Its product is annotated as nudix hydrolase 8-like. Gene Ontology annotation, molecular function: NAD binding; NADH pyrophosphatase activity; ADP-ribose diphosphatase activity. NCBI's taxonomy places the organism in Eukaryota, Viridiplantae, Streptophyta, Pinopsida, Cupressales, Cupressaceae. Bases 1 to 666 code for a protein of 221 amino acids. The transcript is spliced from 7 exons. The record is from RefSeq and is a predicted model, not a curated record.
AUGGCAUUCCCAACAAACGAGGUUUCGGCUACCACUAAUGAUGUUGACACUGUUUUGUACGAAAUAUGUGAAGUGCUCAAAGCCCAGGAAGACAGAUAUGAUGGUGUGGUUGUUGACAUUGGGCAUAUGCAAAACGAUGCUACUCGUUUUGCAGCUUCGCUCAGGGGAAAGAAGGGGGUGUGGAUUAAAGUGCCCAAGGGCCAGGCGAAGCUAGUCCCCGUUGCGAUUGAGGUGGGAUUUUGGUAUCACCAUGCUGAGCCUUCAUAUGUGAUGUUAGUGUAUUGGAUCCCUCAAACUCCUCCUACCAUCCCUGAUAAUGCUUCACAUCAAGUGGGAAUUGCAGCUUUUGUAUUCAACGAGGAGGGACAGGGGGAAGGCAUUAAGGAAGGGGCCAUAAGAGAAGUUCACGAAGAAACAGGGAUUGAUGCAGAAUUGGUAGAAGUGGUUGGCUUCAGGGAUGGUCACAAUGCCCCUUUUGGAAAAUCGGAUAUGCUCUUCGUGUGUAUGUUGAGAUCCGUUUCUUCUAAUAUUGUGGUGCAAGAUACCGAAAUUUCUGCAGCCAAGUGGAUGGCGAUAGAAGAAUUUGCAUCUCAACAUAAAAAUCAGCAAAGCAAACUUUUAAAAGAUAUGAUUGGCGUGUGUUGCCAACGUCAACGGACGAUGUAA